AUGAGGAGCACGCCCCUGCUCCUCGUCUCUCUGUUCACUCUGCUUCAGCUCGGGGACUGCCGCCUGGCCAAUGCCGAGGAAAAGCUGAUGGACGACCUCCUGAACAAAACCCGCUACAACAACCUGAUCCGCCCAGCCACUGGCUCCUCUCAGCUCAUCUCCAUCCGCCUGGAGCUGUUACUGUCCCAGCUCAUCAGCGUGAAUGAACGAGAACAGAUCAUGACCACCAACAUCUGGCUGAAACAAGAAUGGACUGACUACCGCCUGGCCUGGAACAGCUCCUGCUAUGAAGGGGUGAACAUUCUGAGGAUCCCGGCAAAGCGUAUCUGGUUGCCUGACAUCGUGUUGUACAACAAUGCCGAUGGGACCUAUGAGGUGUCUGUCUACACCAACGUCAUCGUGCGUUCCAACGGCAGCAUCCAGUGGCUGCCCCCAGCUAUCUACAAGAGCGCCUGCAAGAUCGAGGUGAAGCACUUCCCCUUCGACCAGCAGAACUGCACCCUCAAGUUCCGUUCCUGGACCUACGACCACACAGAGAUUGACAUGGUCCUUAAGUCACCCACAGCCAUCAUGGAUGACUUCACCCCCAGUGGUGAGUGGGAUAUUGUGGCCCUCCCAGGACGAAGGACAGUGAACCCACAGGACCCCAGCUAUGUGGACGUGACCUAUGACUUCAUCAUCAAGCGCAAGCCACUGUUCUACACCAUCAAUCUCAUCAUCCCCUGUGUGCUCAUCACCUCGCUGGCCAUCCUGGUCUUCUACUUGCCCUCGGAUUGCGGCGAGAAGAUGACACUUUGCAUCUCUGUGCUGCUGGCGCUCACCUUCUUCCUCCUGCUCAUCUCCAAGAUCGUGCCUCCCACCUCCCUGGACGUACCGCUCAUUGGCAAGUACCUCUUGUUCACCAUGGUGCUGGUCACCUUUUCCAUCGUCACCACUGUGUGCAUCCUCAACGUGCACCACCGCUCACCCAGCACUCACACCAUGGCGUCCUGGGUCAAGGAGUGCUUCCUGCACAAGCUGCCCACCUUCCUCUUCAUGAAGCGCCCAGGUCUCGAAGUCAGCCCCGCCAGGCUUUCUCAUCCCAGCCAGCUGCACCUGACCACAGCUGAUACUGCAAGCACCUCUGCCUUAGGCCCCACCAGCCCAUCCAACCUCUAUGGGCAUUCCAUGUACUUUGUGAACCCCGUCCCUACCGCCCCUAAGUCUGCGGUCAGCUCCCACACUACAGGCCUCCCCAGGGAUGCCCGGCUGAGGUCCUCUGGGAGGUUCCGGCAGGACCUACAGGGAGCUUUAGAGGGCGUCAGCUUCAUUGCUCAGCAUCUGAAGAGCGAUGACCAAGAUCAGAGCGUCAUCGAAGACUGGAAAUUCGUUGCGAUGGUCGUCGACCGCCUGUUCCUGUGGGUGUUCGUGUUUGUGUGCAUUCUGGGCACCAUGGGGCUCUUCCUACCUCCCCUCUUCCAGAUCCAUGCGCCUUCCAAGGGCCCCUAGGCUCCCCCCAGCAUGCCAAGGGCCCCUGGGUUGAAG
This is a messenger RNA of Acomys russatus (golden spiny mouse), 1524 nucleotides long. It is a transcript of the gene Chrnb4, whose product is annotated as cholinergic receptor nicotinic beta 4 subunit. Gene Ontology annotation, biological process: chemical synaptic transmission; nervous system process; regulation of membrane potential. The record is from RefSeq and is a predicted model, not a curated record. The transcript has 6 exons. Bases 1 to 1488 code for a protein of 495 amino acids. NCBI's taxonomy places the organism in Eukaryota, Metazoa, Chordata, Mammalia, Rodentia, Muridae. Gene Ontology annotation, molecular function: acetylcholine-gated monoatomic cation-selective channel activity; transmembrane signaling receptor activity. Gene Ontology annotation, cellular component: neuron projection; postsynaptic membrane; synapse.